UCUCUCUCUGUGUGGUGACUUUCGCUGAGUUCCUCUGCUUUUAAGUGGGAACACAGAGACCUGAGGGACGUUAACGGUUGACUGUGGCGUUCAAAUACUGAACCAUUAGUUUUUGCAUUCUUAUUCUUUCUUAUAAAUAUUUUGUUAUCCGUAUUUUGUCCUUAUGCAUAUAGUUAAUUCGGUUCGGUUUCUUUAAUCUGUAGUCCUUAUGUGUAGCUUUUGGUUCUUGUUUGUUUCCGGGGGAAAAACGUUAUUAAAUUCGCUGAAGCUGAGCUUAAAUACAGUCUGAAGUACAGAAUUAGGGCUUCCUGAACUGGAUUUGGAGCUUUCCACUUCAAUCAAAACUAGUUUUUGUUGAAGGGCAUGUGGAUUUUGGCGCCAUUUUGCUGCAAAAGGUUAUCUGGAGAAUGCUGUGAAUGGUUAUGAGCUCUGCAUCAAUUCAACCUUUCACCUCGAGAAGGAUGGGCAUAUAUAAUCCGUUCCAACAAGUUAGCUUGUGGGGAGACACCUUCAAAGGUGAUAGUAGCCCAAAUACAGGUGCUUCAACAGUUCUACAGGUGGAUGCUGGAAUGCACAACAAGUCUGAAAUUAUUUCUCAAGAAUCAAUGGGACCUUCCAGAAAUGAUGAAGGAAGCAAUUCUGCUGAUAAGGUAAAGAGACGCCUGGCACAAAAUCGUGAAGCAGCUCGUAAAAGUCGUUUGCGGAAAAAGGCCUAUGUGCAACAGUUAGAAACAAGUCGUUUGAAGCUGGCACAACUGGAGCAGGAACUUGAGAAAGCUAGGAAGCAGGGUAUGUACGGACAAAGUGCACUAGAUACCAGUCAUGGAGGAUUUUCUGGAAAUGUAAACUCAGGCAUUGCUGCAUUUGAGAUGGAAUAUGCACACUGGGUUGAAGAGCAAAAUAGACAGAUUUGUGAACUGAGAAGUGCAUUGCAAGCUCAUAUAACUGAAAUAGAACUUCGUAUGCUUGUAGAGAGUGGCUUGAACCAUUAUCAUAGUCUUUUUCGUAUGAAAGCAGAUGCUGCAAAGGCUGAUGUAUUUUAUUUGAUGUCCGGUGUGUGGAGAACAUCUACAGAACGCUUUUUUCUUUGGAUUGGAGGAUUCCGCCCAUCAGAGCUUCUCAACAUUAUCAGGCCACAACUUGAGCCUAUGACUGAUCAACAAGUUCUGAAUGUAUGCAACCUCCGACAGUCAUCUCAGCAAGCAGAAGACGCCCUCUCACAAGGAAUGGAAAAACUCCAGCAGAGUCUGGCCCAGAGCAUAGGAAUUGAAUCAGUAAUUGCAGGUAAUUAUGGAUCACAGAUGGCUGCCGAAAUGGAGAAGUUGGAAGCACUAGAGGGAUUUGUGAACCAGGCAGAUCAUCUUCGGCAUCAAACUCUGCAGCAAAUGUCUCGCAUCCUAACAACCCACCAAACAGCUCGAGGCUUGCUCGCCUUGGGGGAGUACUUUCAUCGUCUUCGUGCUCUCAGUUCACUUUGGGCUGCUCGUCCUCGUGAACCUGCAUAGUGUAGCUAGCACCUCUAGAAUCACCUAAUUUAGGUAACACUACAUAUAGGUUGUUGUUGCCACCCUCAGCUGCAAAGGGAAUGAAUAUCGCACUUUUUGUUUCAAAUCAGUUUCUAUAACCUGAUAGGGUGUAAAUAUAAUUUUCAAGGUUGUGUAUCAAGUAGAUUAUAUGAAAUCCGAGUUUCCCUA
Juglans regia (Persian walnut) is the source of this 1694-nucleotide messenger RNA. RefSeq names its product transcription factor TGA7-like. The record is from RefSeq and is a predicted model, not a curated record. Gene Ontology annotation, molecular function: DNA-binding transcription factor activity; sequence-specific DNA binding. Gene Ontology annotation, biological process: DNA-templated transcription; regulation of DNA-templated transcription. Lineage: Eukaryota; Viridiplantae; Streptophyta; Magnoliopsida; Fagales; Juglandaceae. The coding region runs from base 417 to 1505 and encodes 362 amino acids. The transcript is spliced from 10 exons.